Cetraspora pellucida is the source of this 796-nucleotide messenger RNA. The record is from the annotation of a GenBank genome assembly. Lineage: Eukaryota; Fungi; Glomeromycota; Glomeromycetes; Diversisporales; Gigasporaceae.
AACGUUACUAAUGAAAAACUCAAGUCACCCGAGUCAUCAUCAUGGUUGUCAACUGCUAUUAAUCUUUCUUAUCUUAAAAAUGCUGCUUCUAAACUUGGAGAUCAAUGGAAGGAUAAAUACGACAAAGCCCAUGACUAUCUUUCGAAGCAAAUAGGAGAUGCUGACGCUGAAAAAGAACUUUUGGAUUUAACAGAUAAUUAUGUAGUUGAUAAUUGUGCUAAAAAAGCCAUUAAGGACAAUAAGAGGUCUGGUAUUGUACAUGUCCAAACAUCAUCAACUCCUGAUAAAUGUGAAGAUGUCGUAUCUAAACAAAAAGAUGAUGGUUCCUUUGAGUUAAGUGAUACUAUUUGUAAAGAAUUAGAAGUCCCUACAGAAGAAAAAGAAAUUGUAACUACAGUCAAAUCAAGUACUCCUAAUCCAAAAUUGCAAUCUCCUGAGUCAGACCCAUGGUGGAAGACAGCACUUACUUUGAGUUACCUUAAUGUGGCUGCACCUCAUCACAAAAAACAAUGGGAAGAUAAACAUGAUAAAGCUCGCGAUUAUCUAUCUAAAGAAAUUAAAGAUCCCGCUACUGAAAAAGAAUUAUUAGAUUGCACUAAUAAAUAUGUGGUUGAUAAAGCACACGAUAAAGCUGUCAAAAAUAACGUUCAUGAAAAUAUUUACGUUACUAAACUUGAUUUUGAUGAUGACACUGCUCGUGCAGUUCAUGAAGGUUUACGUGCCCCCGUUAAUGCUGACACUGACACUGCUCGUAUAGUUUGCGAUUCUCAACAAGAAGACGGUUCCUUUACUCUAA